Messenger RNA from Prunus armeniaca (apricot), 1446 nucleotides. The record is from the annotation of a GenBank genome assembly. Lineage: Eukaryota; Viridiplantae; Streptophyta; Magnoliopsida; Rosales; Rosaceae.
AUGGUUGCCCAGUCGCGGGGAGGAGAGGCGGUUCCUGCUGAGAGAAAAUCAAAGGCUUUAGACAAUCAGACAGAGCGACAUGCAAAUCCUACUUUCCAUGGAUGUACUUGUAUCCUUGUAGAGAUAGGGCAUGCACCGCCACAGAGCAUGUUACGAAGAAGCCUCACUUUUUCCUACUCCAACUCCCACAAGCACCUCAACAAAUCUGUUUUAUUGAGUGGGUGGCGUGGAAGGCCGUACGCUGGUAACGCUAACGCUGCAGCUGCAGAGGCAGAUGCAGAGGCAGAUGCAGAGGCAGAAGCAGAAGCAGUGGCAGAAGCACCAAACCCAAAUGUCCGCAGAGUUAAAGGGAAAAGGCUUUCCAAAGCGGAGCGCCAAGCUAUGCUUGAACCCUUUGUCAACAAGUACAGAGCAAUGAAUGCUGGGGCAUUCCCUACUGUUUCAUGUGCUCAGAAAGAACUGGGUGGCUCUUACUAUGUGGUAAAGAGCAUCCUUCAGGAGUUACAAUACGAAGCUAAGAUGUCUCCCUGGUCUCCCGUAACUGCGGAUAUGCCAAAACAAGAAGAAGUUAGAGAAAUUGAAUCUUUGGCUCAAGUUGAAAAGAAUUCAAACAGUCAGGUGUCAGCACAUGCCAGCACUCAAACUGAUUCUGAGGCGACAUAUGAUGCUGAUUUGCCAGGACAAGAGGAUGUUGGUGAAAUUGAAUCUUUGACUCAAGGUGAAGAGAAUUCAAUCUCUGAGGUGUCCGCAGAGACAUAUGACAUUGAUCUUCCAGGACAAGAAGAAGUUGGAGAAAUUGAAUCUCUGACUGGAGUUGAAGAUAAUUCAACCUAUGGGGUGUCAGCAGAUGCCAGUGGCAGGCAUUUAGAAGCCAAGGAAGAGGCACAGGCUUCCUCCUCAGUUGAGAUCUUGUCUGAAGAGGUUAUCACUCGAGGAAGUGAUUCUGAUCUUGUUGCAACACAAAGUAAUUUGCUGAAAGUGGAUUCUGUGGAAUCUUCUUAUAAAGACCUUGAUGAACUUAGUAAUGGUAAGGAGGAAGCUAAGCAGAAUCUUUCUGGUUCUAUUUCUAAAGAAUGUCAAUUGUCAGAAGAAAGAUUAGAGGUUGUUUCUCAUCCAUUUGGCAAAUCUGAGAAUAGUGAAAGAGCGGAAGCUGAAGCUGACAAACAAGAUUUUGUUGCAAAAGAAAAAGAUCUGCCAAUAGGGGAGGCUAAUAAAGCCUCUCCUCCAAGUUUUGGUGAUACACAGGAUAUGAAAAAACAAGAACAUGCCUUAGAAGAUUCAAAGUGUAAAAGAGAGAAAUAUGAAGAGAUCCCUCAGCCAGACAAACUUCCCAAAUGUGCUCACAUGAAAAUCAUAGACAUUUGUUGUAUGCUUGCUGCUAUAGAGCUAAAACAUGGUAUUGGACACACUAAGCUGUGGAGGCUGGCACCACAGACAGAAAGAUAA